Doryrhamphus excisus (bluestripe pipefish) is the source of this 1710-nucleotide messenger RNA. RefSeq names its product serine/threonine kinase 17a like (gene stk17al). Lineage: Eukaryota; Metazoa; Chordata; Actinopteri; Syngnathiformes; Syngnathidae. Gene Ontology annotation, cellular component: nucleus. Gene Ontology annotation, biological process: intracellular signal transduction; protein phosphorylation; positive regulation of apoptotic process. The record is from RefSeq and is a predicted model, not a curated record. Gene Ontology annotation, molecular function: protein serine/threonine kinase activity; ATP binding.
AGAGUAGGAAUGCGUUGAAGGAAGUCAGGAAACAUUUAACUACUCGACAGUCUGUUUUACACACCUUACUCCCGGAGUAUUUUCCCACGUACUAUGUUCGCCUGUACUUGAUUUUUGUUUUGUGCGUGAAAGAACAUACAGAGCUUAAUUUCGUUUAAAAAAAAGUAAUAUUAAACUAAGAGAACAUGGACAACAAGAGCGGAAUGGUGGCGAAAAUCCAGACUAGGAUAAGAUCAGACCCCUUUGCGGCUAAUUAUGAGCUGGUGGGCAAAGAACUGGGGCGGGGAAAGUUCGCUGUCGUGAAAAAGUGCGUAGAGAAAACGACGGGUAAGCAGUACGCCGCCAAGUUCCAGCGAAAACGUCGGAAGGGCCAGGACUGCCGCGUGGACAUCCUGAACGAGAUCGCCGUGCUGGAGCUGGCCAAGUCCAACCCGUACGUUGUGGCGUUGCACGAGGUCUACGAAACCGCCACAGAGAUCAUCCUGGUUUUGGAAUGUGCGGCCGGUGGGGAAAUCUUCGACCAAUGCGUGGCUGACAACGACGAGGCCUUCACGGAGAAAGACGUAAUCCGGCUGGCCAGGCAGAUCCUAUCAGGGGUGGCCUUCCUGCAUCGGAACAAUGUGGUGCAUCUGGACCUGAAGCCGCAGAACAUCCUACUGACCAGCGCUCUGCCUUUGGGUGACAUCCGUAUCGUGGACUUCGGUCUGUCCAGACAUAUGGACAGCAUCUCUGAGGUCCGGGAGAUUCUGGGCACCCCAGAGUAUGUCGCGCCCGAAAUCCUGAACUACGAACCAAUUAGUACCGCAACAGAUAUGUGGAGCAUCGGAGUUCUAACCUACGUCAUGCUGACCGGCGAGUCGCCCUUCCUGGGCGACGACAAGCAGGAGACGUUUCUCAACAUCUCGCAAGUCAGCGUUGAGUACUCGCACGACACUUUCGAGGACAUCUCACCGCUGGCCGUCGACUUCAUCAAGUCCCUGCUGGUGAAAAACCCCAGGAAGCGAGCCACGGCUGAGGAAUGCCUCAAGCACCCCUGGCUGAACCCCCACCCCCACCUGCUCCACCACCCGAGGUCUUCCUACAUGUCUUUAGACGAGCCGGAGACCAGCCAGUCCGAGUCGGACCCCGAGAGCCCGGCGCCGUCCCCGGAGCUGGACUUGAUCGGAUCCUACCUGACGUGCCCGUGCCAGGGGGAGCUGAAAACGGGAUGCGGCGCCUUCUCCUUCGCCGAACCGCCCUUCCCCACGCGGCCCGAAAUCCAGCAGGAGCUCAUCUGCUAGGAAGGAUGUCGAGACGCUGAACUCUUUUUACUUCCUGCUGAGAUGUUCCAUACUUCCUGUUUAUGGAAAAGAUAAGGUUUCUCUUCAGGUGACUCGGAAUUCUCAACAUUCUGUGAUGAACUUUUGGUGAAGGAAGUUUAAAAAAAACAAAACAGCAAUUUUUAUAUGUUUAUUUAUGUUUUUUUUUUGGUAUAACUUUAACCUCUUGGACAUCCUGCAAGCCUGCGUUGAAUGAAAAUGGCAGCAUUCUCACAUUUUGAAUCCAAUCUGUAGCACUUUUUUUUAAUUUGAAAAAAAAUUAAUAUUUUGUUAUAAAGACAAAAAAACGCACAUAGCGUACUGUAUAUAUUAUUCACACUGUGUUCACAUAUUUUUCUUUUUUUUUUUUUUGGCUUUUGCACAAGUCACACUUUUUUUUUCUUUUUUUUUU